CCGCGUUUAUGUUCGGAAAUCUAUAGAGAAACGAUUCGCUCUAAAAACUCGUGAUCAAUGCUCUCCGAAAUUCGAGCGUGAUAUUCUUCUAGAAGCAACGAAAAGUGAUUCAGACUGGGCGCCUCAUCUACUCUGCGCCUUUCAAACGUCCACACAUCUUAAUUUGGUCAUGAAUUAUGCUGAAGGUGGCACUUUGUGGGACGUUCUUGAAUCAAGCCCCCAUGAUGGUCGGGUCACUGAGGCUGAUAUGAAAUGGUGGACCCCUCAGGCGGUAUCUGCUAUUCAUUGGUGCCAUUCUAAAGGUUUUGUGCAUCGCGACAUAAAGCCACACAACUUUGUGCUCACUCCCACAGGGCAUCUUCUCUUAAUAGACUUUGGGUCUGCUGCUCCUUUGCUACCACCAAAAGCCGAUGGGCGCCAACUUGUACCCAAACGAUAUUGCCUCGUCCCAUGCGGUACUUGCGAUUAUAUAUCACCUGAGAUUUUGCAAGCACAUGAAGAAGCUUUAGUCGCGCUCGAAAUGACGGAUGGAAAUGGUGAGCCCCUUACUCAAAGGGGCGACGAGACGGAGGGAUAUGGGGUCGAGACCGAUUGGUGGAGUUUAGGCGCCAUGCUUUAUGAAAUGGCCUAUGGCGUAGCACCCUUCUUUGCAAAAGACAUUCGAACCACAUAUCUCAGGAUCAUAGAUCAUAAGACCAGCUUACGUUUUAAUCAAGCAAUUCCGCUAUCUGCACAAUAUCAAGCAUUUUUAAGAGGUCUUCUAACCAGUCAAGAACGUCGUCUUGGCAGGCACAAUGUCAUGGAAAUAACUGAACACCCAUUCUUCGAGGAGACAAACUGGUCUUACCUUGAGAAACAGGUUGCGCCAUCCGAUCUCCACCUACCACAUUUCGAAUAUUCGACGCCAGUUCUACAGAAUCCUCACCUAGCAUCUCCUAAUGCCGAGACUACAGGCGAUGGUUACUCUCAAGGGUUUGCCUUUUCGGCGUUGUUCCAAUCAUCUGUAGAUUCUUCCUCUCCCUUAUCUCUCUUGCAUUCAGUAUCUCAGAAAUCUUCGCAUUCGUCUUUAUCUUCAGAAACGGUAUCAGCCUUUCUUGGUUUUUCAUGGGGUCCGUCAGAGAACGCAUUUACAAAUAUCAGCACAGAAUCGAAAGGGGAAAGUCCAGCAUUUGCUGCAACACCUCAUCAGCUUCGUGUACCUUCCCUGCAAUCUACGCCUUACCCUUUGCUACGCCCACCUUCGGCAACACCUGCCCGACCUUACGCUUUUGCUACUCCUAUACGACCCCAUAAUCUUUCCCCGUACCAAACCCUUCCACGGAUGAGUACCAUUCGCCGUACAGCCGAGCGCCGAGCAGUAUCCGACCGAGAGGCCAUGAAACAGCUCGUAGAUUGCAUCGGUAUGAGUGCACGCAAAAAAGUUUUGGAGAGUGGACGGAAACCGCGUAUUCUGAGCUCGUAUAGCCGGAAUCGGUCUGUUACGUUUAGAAAGGAGUUGCAGUUUAUUGUGACGGACAAAACCUAUGAUUCUGAUAUCACUCCUGCCAUGGAGGCAACCGCGUCCGAGAGAUCCGAGGAUACAGAAUCGGAAGGACCACCGAGCCCAAGCCCAAGCCCUCGUCCUGGGUCUGCCAUGUCCAUGAUAAGCAGAAGGAGUGCCACACCAACUGUGUCCGCAUCGUACUCGGGUCGUUUCUUAGGCCCUCCUUCGGCUACGUACAGUCAUGAUAGCAGACGGCAUUACGACCAUAGCUCACCUCGGGAACGUUCUUUUCAAGAAGUACCUCCUAGUGGAAACGAUGACCUUUUGGAAAGACUCGAGAAGAGACGUAUUUCGAUUCUUUUGGAUCUGGAUGAUAUCGGAAAGCGUCUCGAGCUUUUGCGUGUGCAGAUCAAAGGUGGAGAGGGUUAGAUUCUGAUGUGUCCAAUUUUCCUUCUACUAUUUCAUUCCCAUUGCUGUCUGCCUUGCAGGACUCGCAGAUGUAUAGACAUACUACUUGAUCAUGAAUUAACAGGUCGAUCGGAAUUAUGUGCACAUCAGGGGCUUUUGUGUUGUUUUCCUUUGUGUUGGUACUGCGGUGUUGUGAUAGCCGUUUUCUUGUUGGCGUGUCCUUUACCCCUUGGCCCAAUGAUACGUCCAUAAGCUUU
Serpula lacrymans var. lacrymans S7.9 is the source of this 2148-nucleotide messenger RNA. RefSeq lists its product as uncharacterized. The record is from RefSeq and is a predicted model, not a curated record. Gene Ontology annotation, biological process: peptidyl-threonine phosphorylation; actomyosin structure organization. Gene Ontology annotation, molecular function: ATP binding; protein serine/threonine kinase activity. Lineage: Eukaryota; Fungi; Basidiomycota; Agaricomycetes; Boletales; Serpulaceae. The transcript is spliced from 6 exons. Gene Ontology annotation, cellular component: cytoskeleton; cytoplasm. The coding region runs from base 170 to 1912 and encodes 580 amino acids.